AAGUGGAGAGUGAAGGGAAAAGUGAAGUAGUAGUGGCAACAAAAAAAUGUUCAUCAGUAACGACAACUCUAUAUAUUGUAGGAAAACAGGAUAUGUGAUACUAGUGACCUGGUGGUACCCUUUGUUGCUUUGCGAUUCUUGUUCAAACUCCCGAAAGGAAGAAAAGAUUAUUUUUGUCAUCAAAGUUUACUUUAUAUAUUUACUUGAUUUUUUUUCAAAUAUAUAUUUGGGUAUUCAUAUAAAUUGAAUAUUCUUUUAGCUAACUUAUUUAUAUAAAAAUAAUAAAAAUAUUCAAGAUGUUAAGCUGUUCCAAGUUGAUGAUGUUCAACAAUCCUCGCAAUCAUUUAUCAAGAAAAUGGGGUUCAGUUAUUCAAGCAAAAAAAAAAUAUACUACACAAAAUAAUUUAUCAAAAGAAAACCAGGAAGAUGUCAUCUUUGAAGAGUUUGAUGACAAAGGUUUGAUCACUCUGAACAAACCAAGAGUCAUGAAUACACUGACUGAUUCAAUGUUAAAAAAAAUCAAUAAAGUUUUAAGACAAUGGGAAUCAACAAAGCAAAUUGUAGUGAUAAAAGGAGCUGAUGAAAAGGUAUUUUGCGCUGGUGGAGAUAUUAAGAAAAUGAGUUUUGCGAUAUCAAAACCAGAUGGUACAGAAAUCAUAAGAAAUGCUUUUUAUCAACUCUAUAUAACAAGCCAUUUAAUUAGAACCUUCAGAAAGCCUUACGUGGCAAUUAUAAAUGGUAUUGUGAUGGGAGGUGGUGUUGGUAUCUCAAUCCAUGGACAAUACAGAGUGUCAACAGAAACAACAAUAUUUGCAAUGCCAGAAACACGUAUUGGACAUUAUCCAAAUGCUGGUGCUACUUAUUUUCUUCCACGAAUAGAUGGACAUCUUGGAUUUUAUCUUGGCUUAACUGGAUACAAAUUAAAAGGAAGAGACGUUAAACUUACUGGAAUUUCAACACACCAUGUGUCUUCAUCUCGACUUGGAGAAUUAAAUGAAGCUCUUUUAGCACCUGGUGCUAUUGAUGUUGGUAAAAUUCUUGAUAAAUUUAAUGAACAUGAUUCAUCAGCUGAAUUGAGUCUGGCUAAACAUUUAAAACAAAUUAACUACUGCUUCUCUGGUGAUACUGUUGAAGAAAUUAUUAAAAGAUUAAAGGAAGACAAUAGCACCUGGGCUCAAAAAGUCAUUCAAACACUUGAAGAAUCGUCACCUACUAGUCUUAAAAUAACCUUGGAAAGUUUAAAACGAGGAAAAACUAUGAACUUUGCUGAAUGCUUGAAAAUGGAAUAUGUUUUGGAUUACAAUUUAUUAAAAAAAAAAUCAGAUUUCGAAGAAGGUGUUCGUGCUUUGCUGAUUAAUAAAGAUCUUUUGCCUGUAUGGAAUCCAAAAACUCUCGCUGAAGUUACAAAUGAGUAUAUUUAUAAUAAAUUUCGACCAAUGCCUAUGGAUAAACAAUUAAAAUUCAGAAUUAUGUAAAUAAAUUAUUGAGUCCUUUUUUUUUCUUUUAUUAAAAAAUAAUUAUACAAUCAUUGCAUAACAAGUGGAAAUUUUCUGUAUUUUUUUUUUUUAAUGCUCGAUCAAUUGAUAAAAAACAUGAAUCUAAGUGGAAUUCUCUAGCACUUGAUUAAUUAACAGAAAAUUAUAUAUUGUCAAUUAUGUUGGAUUUAUAAAAUUACUCUAUUUUUUAUUAUUAAAUUUUAAUUAGUAUUUAUAUUUGUAUUCAUUUAUAUAUUAAAUUUAAUUCGAAAAGUUGAUGAACAAUUAUUUUUAGUGAUAAUAAUCACAUGAUUCCGGAAAUAUGAAGAUGUCUAAAUGAUAUACCAAUUGGUUCAUUUAUAUGCAUUUAUGCUGGUAAAUUAUUAAUAAUACAAGAAGCAAAUGAGAAUUAAUUAUUUGUCGUUGUCGUGCAAAAAAUUUUCAAGAAUGUCUGCUCUCAUUAUAAAUUCACAAAGAAUAAAUAAAUGAAAAAACAAACAGAGAAGUAAUGUUUUUUUUUUUUUAUUAAGUUUCAUACAACAAUUAGAAAAAAAUAAUAGUAAAUAAGAAAAAAAAAGUUGAGAGACACUUGAAAUAUUUGAAAUUUUUUGAAUACAAAUGCAUUUUUUUUUUUUUUUUUACAUUUUUAAUCUAACAUUAAAAAUAAAAUUUCAAUAUUACUUAACUUAUUUAUUAGUUUGAUUAUAUACGUAAUUAUCAGAUGUAAUAUUAAAUAUUUAUUUUAUGUAUUUGGAAAAAGAACAUUGUAUUACUUUUGACAAACAUGUUAUUAUCAUUUUUAAUUUAUAAACUUCGUAACACAGAGUUUAUCA
Messenger RNA from Aphidius gifuensis, 2308 nucleotides. Its product is annotated as 3-hydroxyisobutyryl-CoA hydrolase, mitochondrial-like. Gene Ontology annotation, cellular component: mitochondrion. Lineage: Eukaryota; Metazoa; Arthropoda; Insecta; Hymenoptera; Braconidae. The coding region runs from base 297 to 1475 and encodes 392 amino acids. Gene Ontology annotation, biological process: L-valine catabolic process. The record is from RefSeq and is a predicted model, not a curated record. The transcript has 5 exons. Gene Ontology annotation, molecular function: 3-hydroxyisobutyryl-CoA hydrolase activity.